AUGAAGCAGCGAAGCAGUCGCGUCAUCAAGGACGUGCAUGACGUGUGCGACAGAAACAGGGAAAGUUUGGCGAUGGUACUUUCAAAUAUGUGCGCAUUUGGCGACCCAGAAGCGAAGGCCAUUGUCAAUGAAAUUGUCGAAGAGGUGGCUGUAAAAAGGGGAGUAAAGAGGAGUGUGGAAGAGCUAGUUGGCGAUGAUACAAUGACGAAGUACGUGGAGUGCCUGAGAGUUCCUGAUUGGAAGCUUGUCCUUUUCCAGGCGAUGGCGAGAGUUUCUGCGAAAACGUGGCAAUCCGUGAUUAACAUCACAGGGCUCGGAAGGUCGGGG
Molecule: messenger RNA, 327 nt
Organism: Porites evermanni
Lineage: Eukaryota; Metazoa; Cnidaria; Anthozoa; Scleractinia; Poritidae
Source: the annotation of a GenBank genome assembly